ACAUCAUGCUCAUGGCAAUCUCACCGCUGCAGCCCAGUGGUUCCAGUCUAUCUCAGUCAUCUUCUCGGGUUUCGUCGAGUUCCCCUCCAGAUCCUCAGCAAUUCAGAGUAUCACAGAUAAAUCCAAAUACUACCUUAUGUCUCGCCUGCUCCUCAUCGCUGCCUCCGCGUCUUAUUAAACACUCCUCAAACUCUUUGAACUCACCGGCAUCGAAGUCUACCUCACCACCGCUAGUCGAAUUCAGUUCCGAAGUCUUCCUUACACGAUGUUGCGGUAGACCAAUAUGUCCCUCAUGCCUUGAACAUAAUCCGAGACUUGCGAGGUAUGAUCCUUGUUUGGCGUGUCUUGGUGGUGUAGGUGCUGUGGGGCCGAGGUCUCAGGGGAAGAGGAAGGUGGAUAAUGGAAGGAACGUAAUUGAGGUGGACAACAUAGACGGUGCGGUCAGGGAUGAGGAUGUGUUCGCAAUUGGCGAAGAAGAGGAAGAAGAAUAUGACGUUGUAGGAGAGGCGGCAUCGUCGACCCCACCGCCUGCCUACGUCGAACUUGGUGACGAGGUCUCGCAGCCUUGGUCGACUGUCAAGUCUAGCAGUGAUCCUACAGGUGGAAAGACGAGCACUCGAGAAGGUGAUGCUUCUCCGAAAGAGAACGACGACGCACAGGCACCUUCAACUGCACCGUCCAAGUACUACAUCAAGCCAGGAGAUACCCUGAACGGUAUUGCUCUUCGAUCUGGUGUCGAUGGCCGCACUCUCUGCCGUCUGAACAACCUCCCUUCAAGCACCCUCACCACGACCCCUCACCUUCUCCACACUCGUAGCUUCAUCUCUCUCCCGCCCUCUCAUAAACUACGCGAUACACCGUCACAGCUCGAUCCAGGUACGCAAUCUGAAGAGACUAAGGAGCGAGAGAGGCUGAGGAAGUUGGAGCAGGCGCAGAAGCGGUUUCAGUUCGUGACGAAGGAGGUGGACUGGAGAGUCGCGAAGGCGUAUGUUACUCUCGCGGAUGGUGAUGAGGGUGGAGAUGAUGACAAUCAGUCAAAGGAGGGCAAAGAUUGGAAGGAGGCUUCGAGGAAAGACAAACAUGGUUUAGGAGAGGGAAUUCGAGAUGAGGUAGAGGGAAGAGCGGUGGAUAGGUAUCUGGACGAUGACGAAUGGGAGACUAGGACUGGUGGAAAGAUUGACAUCCAACGGUUCCCUGGGUCUUCCGGGCAGGCUAGCAGUAGCCGGGGAGGCGGUGAUGGGAAUGGUCGUGGGGGCUGGUUUAGGAAGUGA
Molecule: messenger RNA, 1271 nt
Organism: Stereum hirsutum FP-91666 SS1
Lineage: Eukaryota; Fungi; Basidiomycota; Agaricomycetes; Russulales; Stereaceae
Exons: 2
Coding region: 6-1271 (421 amino acids)
Source: RefSeq, a predicted model, not a curated record